AUGGAAACUCAGAUUCUCGCCGCUUCAAGCAAAUAUCCUAAGCCUGCUAGUCAUAGCUUUGAGUAUGGCACGGCGGGGUUUCGAAUGCAUGCUUCCCUUCUUGAUAGUGUAACUUUUAGAAUUGGCCUUAUUGCGGCACUACGUUCUCGGAAAUUUGGUGGUCAGGCUAUCGGUGUCAUGAUAACUGCCUCUCAUAACCCAGCAGAAGAUAAUGGAAUCAAGAUUGUGGAUCCCAUGGGUGAGAUGUUGGAGAACAGUUGGGAAGAAUACGCCACAGAGCUUGCCAACGCAAACGAUAAUGCAGUAGCAGAGAUUUAUCAAACUUUACAAACAAAAUUAAAAAUCAACGAAAGCUCACCCGCAAAAGUCAUUUACGCGCGUGAUACUCGUGUAUCAGGCUCAAGAUUGGUCAAAGCGUUGAUCGAUGGCCUAACAGCUGCUGGAGCAACUUACACUGAUUUCAAACUAUUGACCACUCCACAACUUCAUUACCUUACGAGAUGCAUCAACACUCAAGGCACACCACAGUAUUACGGAGAACCAAGCGAGAAGGGAUAUUAUGAGAAGCUGGCAGAUGCAUUUGACCGAGCGGUAAGGGUAAGAAAAAUUAAGGGUUCCAUAACAGUGGACUGUGCCAAUGGCAUCAGUGGACCAAAAAUUGGAGAAUUAAUUAAGCACCUCCAAAACACAAAGACAAAUCUCGAAAUAAAGAUUACGAAUGACAAUGUUAUUCAACCAGAAACCUUAAACCACGAGUGCGGUGCGGAUUUUGUUAAAACUAGACAGCGUGCACCGCCAUAUCCUAGAAUAGUGAGUAAUCAACGCUGCUGCUCGUUUGACGGCGACGGUGACCGAAUUAUCUAUUAUUAUCUUGACCCCGAGACUGGAUUUCGGCUCCUAGAUGGCGAUAAGAUUUCAACAUUUUGUGCUUCGUUCUUCUGUGACCUUACUAAAGAAGCGCGAGUCUUCGAAGAGCUACGGAUUGGUGUUGUACAAACUGCAUAUGCAAAUGGUGCCUCAACAAAAUACAUCGAAAAAGCUCUUAAGCUCCCUGUCAAAUGUACAUCUACCGGAGUGAAAUGGCUUCAUCACGCUGCGACAAAAUUUGACAUUGGCGUAUAUUUUGAAGCGAACGGGCAUGGAACUGUCGUCUUCUCCCAACAAGCUCUCCGAGUUAUCAAUACCAAAAGUCCUGAAUCUCCAGCUCAGGCUACAGCUCUCGAAACCUUGAAGGCUUUGGCAGAUCUAAUCAACCAAACCGUUGGUGAUGCCAUAUCUGACAUGCUUUUGGUGGAGGUGAUACUUGCAUAUCGGUCAUGGACCCUAAAAGAAUGGGAUCUAACUUAUAAUGAUCUUCCAAACAGACUAGUUCGGGUCGAAGUUUCGGAUCGAAACAAAUUUAAAACAACUGAUGCCGAGCGAAAGUUGUCAGAACCAGAGGGUUUACAAGCAGAAAUAGAUACAUACGUUAAGAAAUACACGGAGGGUAGGGCUUUUGCAAGGGCUUCUGGCACCGAAAAUGUUGUUCGAGUCUAUGCUGAGGCAGCAACGCGAAUUGAGGCCGAUGAUUUGGCUAGUAAGGUCGCCAUGCUCUGCCGCAUGUAUGCCCCAGCAAAGUCAUCAAGUAACGAAGCGCACAAGGAUAUGAAAUAUGGUUAUGCGGAGAGGACUUAA
Molecule: messenger RNA, 1674 nt
Organism: Blumeria graminis f. sp. triticale
Lineage: Eukaryota; Fungi; Ascomycota; Leotiomycetes; Helotiales; Erysiphaceae
Source: the annotation of a GenBank genome assembly